AUGAUUUUGAACACCUACCGAGGUUUUACCAAUAAUACGGAAGCACAAUAUGCCCCGUUAGACAAAGACUGCGGCGAGGAAGAUGGCAUAGAACUUGCGACACUCGAUCGACAUGAUCAUACAUGGACCACCAAACAGGUGAUCAAAAUCUUCACAGUUACUCACCUUAUCGUCUUUUCAAUGGCCGCUGGUUUCUGGUUUUUGUGGCGCGAGCAGCCAAUCAACAAAUCAUUGAAAGAUAUUUCAUUCUACUCUCCGCUCUUAGACCGCAUAGACAUUCCUUAUGUUCUCCGAUUUGAUCAGCCACAGACGAUCAAGGGUGGCAACGGCGACAUGACCUGGGGCUCUCAGCCGAAUCCUGAAAUUGACAAGAUGUGGGAGGGAAUUACGACGGAGGCUACCAUCCCAGUGACCGCCGCAGAGAUAAUUUCCAUGAGGAAGGAUCCUUCAGUGGCCGUGAUGCUGCCCAAAGAGUACCACAUCGAUAACGAACAGACCUAUCUUGCGCACGCACUUGUUUUCCACAGGCUUCAUUGUCUUGACUACAUCCGGAAAGCAUUGUACAAAGAUUACUACUACCCAAACGGCACAGAACAACUUCCGAUGCAUGGACAUCACAUUGCGCACUGCUUGGCAAUGAUUUUAGACCAUAUCACCUGCGCAGGAGACCCUGGGCUUUAUAUAUACCAAUGGUAUGAGCACACGGAGAUACCUCUGCCUGAUGCCAAUACCUGGGGCAAAUGCUGGGAUUUCGGUGCAUUCCGCAACAAUUUCGACAAAAUAGCAUUGAAAAACUUCAGUCCUUUUGAUCUACGAAAGCCGGAUGGAGUGAAGUCUGUCACGGAGCAGAAUAAUUUGCAAGAAAUCAUUUAUCAGACGCGAAAUCCGAAGCCCAAUCCUCACUUAUGA
Molecule: messenger RNA, 909 nt
Organism: Colletotrichum gloeosporioides
Lineage: Eukaryota; Fungi; Ascomycota; Sordariomycetes; Glomerellales; Glomerellaceae
Exons: 3
Coding region: 1-909 (302 amino acids)
Biological process (GO): mycotoxin biosynthetic process
Source: RefSeq, a predicted model, not a curated record